GCGGCAUCCCAGCGCCGGGAGGGCCGCGGCCACCGGAAGAGUCGCGGUCGCCAGCCCAGCCCCGGCGCGAGGGGAGCGGAAGCGGCGGCGGCAGGCGGCGCUGGGACCCGGGAGCGGCCGGAGAACAAGGGAGCUGGCGCCGCGGCCGGCCGCCGAGCGGCCCUGAGCAGCUGCUGGGCCGCACCGAGCGCGGGCGCCGGCCGCCGCCGCCGCCGCCGCCACCCGUGAGGCCCGGCCCGGCCCGGCCCGGCCCGGCGGGCGGAGCAGGCCGCGCGCGGGGGCCGCUGGGCCCGAGGCCGGAGCCAUGGGGGAGACCAAGAUCAUCUACCACCUGGACGGGCAGGAGACGCCGUACCUGGUGAAGCUGCCCCUGCCCGCCGAGCGCGUCACCCUGGCGGACUUUAAGGGCGUCCUGCAGCGACCCAGCUACAAGUUCUUCUUCAAGUCUAUGGACGACGACUUCGGUGUGGUGAAGGAGGAGAUCUCGGAUGACAAUGCUAAGCUCCCCUGCUUCAAUGGCCGGGUGGUGUCUUGGCUGGUGUCGGCCGAGGGCUCCCACCCGGAGCCAGCCCCCUUCUGUGCCGACAACCCGUCAGAGCUGCCACCGCCUGUGGAGCGCACCGGAGGCAUCGGGGACUCUCGGCCCCCCUCCUUCCACCCUCAUGCUGGCGGGGGCAGCCAGGAGAACCUGGACAAUGACACGGAGACGGACUCCUUGGUGUCUGCCCAGCGAGAGCGGCCACGCAGGAGGGAUGGCCCCGAACACGCAACCCGGCUGAACGGAACGGCCAAGGCCGAGCGGCGGCGAGAGCCCGGCGGCUACGACAGCUCAUCCACGCUGAUGAGCAGCGAGCUGGAGACCACCAGCUUCUUCGACUCAGAUGAGGACGAUUCCACCAGCAGGUUCAGCAGCUCCACCGAGCAGAGCAGUGCCUCUCGCCUGAUGAGAAGACACAAGCGGCGGCGGCGGAAGCAGAAGGUCUCCCGGAUCGAGCGGUCCUCCUCCUUCAGCAGCAUCACGGACUCCACCAUGUCUCUCAACAUCAUCACCGUUACCCUCAACAUGGAAAAGUAUAACUUCUUGGGCAUCUCCAUUGUGGGCCAAAGCAACGAGCGGGGCGACGGAGGCAUCUACAUCGGCUCCAUCAUGAAGGGCGGGGCCGUGGCUGCCGACGGACGCAUCGAGCCAGGAGAUAUGCUGCUGCAGGUGAACGAGAUCAACUUUGAGAACAUGAGUAAUGACGACGCCGUGCGUGUGCUGCGUGAGAUCGUCCACAAACCAGGGCCCAUCACCCUGACGGUAGCGAAGUGCUGGGACCCGAGUCCACGGGGCUGUUUCACGUUGCCCAGGAGUGAGCCCAUCCGGCCCAUCGACCCUGCGGCCUGGGUCUCCCAUACCGCCGCCAUGACGGGCACCUUCCCUGCCUACGGCAUGAGCCCCUCCCUGAGCACCAUCACCUCCACCAGCUCCUCCAUCACCAGCUCCAUCCCCGACACAGAGCGCCUAGAUGACUUCCACUUGUCCACCCACAGUGACAUGGCUGCCAUCGUGAAAGCCAUGGCCUCCCCUGAAUCGGGCCUGGAGGUCCGGGACCGCAUGUGGCUCAAGAUUACAAUUCCCAACGCUUUCAUCGGCUCAGAUGUGGUGGACUGGCUGUACCACAACGUGGAAGGCUUCACCGACCGGCGGGAGGCCCGAAAGUAUGCCAGCAACCUGCUGAAGGCGGGCUUCAUCCGCCACACCGUCAACAAGAUCACCUUCUCCGAGCAGUGCUACUACAUCUUCGGCGACCUCUGCGGCAACAUGGCCAACCUGUCCCUCCACGACCACGACGGCUCCAGCGGCGCCUCCGACCAGGACACGCUGGCCCCCCUGCCGCACCCGGGCGCCGCCCCGUGGCCCCUGGCCUUCCCGUACCAGUACCCGCCGCCCCCGCACCCCUACAACCCGCACCCCGGCUUCCCGGAGCUGGGCUACAGCUACGGCGGGGGCAGCGCCAGCAGUCAGCACAGCGAAGGCAGCCGGAGCAGCGGCUCCAACCGCAGCGGCAGCGACCGGCGCAAGGAGAAGGACGCCAAGGCGGCCGAGUCCAAGUCGGGGGGCAGCGGCAGCGAGUCGGACCCCGCGUCGCGGGGCGGCGGGGGCGGCGGGGGGCUGCGGGGCCCGCGGGAGCGCGCGGCCAGCGAGCGCUCGGCGCCCGCCACGCCCAGCGAGCGCAGCCUCCUGCUCCGCGGCCCGGCCUCGCCCGCGCCCCCCGCUGGCGGCCUGCGCGCGCACCUCCCGCCCCCCGGCCUGCCCCCGCUCUACGGCGCCCCGGUGCUGCUGGGGCCCCCGCCGCCCGCCGCCCCGCCCGCCGCCGCGGGGCCCCCGGGCGCCCCGCCGGGCCGCGACCUGGCCUCCGUGCCCCCCGAACUGACCGCCAGCAGACAGUCCUUCCGCAUGGCCAUGGGAAACCCCAGUGAGUUCUUUGUGGAUGUGAUGUGAGCGGAGGGGGGGCCGCCCCCCCGCCCGCCCCCCGCGCCCCACCGCCAAGGGAACCGCGCGGAGCCGAGUCCAGCCAGCCGCGCGCGCGGGCGGCCUCCGAUCCGCCCCCCCCCCCCCCCCGCCCGCCGGGGCCCCCCACCUUCCACACUUCAGGAGCUGACCCCGGGGGCGUGCCCACCCCCCCAGGCCCCACCCCGCCGCGUGGCCCCGGGGCAGCCCCCUCAAGCAUGCGCGCCACCCUCGUGUCCCCCACUACUGACACCAAAACGGCCCCUCCGUCCGCCCUCCCUGACCCCCGCCCGCUGCCCGCGCCCCGCAGCCGCAGCCACCUCCAGGAGCCCGCCGUGCUACCUACCUACCGUCCCGCCUGUCCUCACCCCGGUCAAGCUGGGGGGCUCCCCGGAGUCCCCCGCUCCACCCCGCCUCGUGUGCCGACUCCUUCCAGCCUAACCCUACUAACCAGCAGGCUCCUCCCGCCCCUCAGCCUGAAAUGUGUCUUCUCUUUCUCUUUUCUCCCCCCAAUUUACCCUGGGCCUGGAGCAGCCAAGAAUUUCGGGCUGUUUGACUUUCUGUGAGCCCCCAGCAAAAGGAGGCCCAGCCUCUGAGGAGCCCGGGAAGCCGGCUUCAUUCAGCAGCCCCUCGGGCUUCCCAGCGAUGCCCGGCCCCCCACCCCCACCGCAGUGUCCCCAGCCACCCACGCAGGAGACCCCCUGCCCUCCUCUCCCCGAGGAGGUUCUCAUCAUCCCCCCCCAACACACACACGUACACACACCUACGUACACACAGGUGCCUAUGCAAGUUCACGCGAAGCCUCAGGGCUGGUCCCUGCGGAGAGGGCUGGACCCUCCCGAGUCCCCCCCCCCUGGUUAGCGGGGCGGGUCCCCUGACCUCCCUCUUCAUUUCCUCAUCGUCCUCCAGCACACCCCCAACACCCAUCUGGAUCAAGCCCAUGGGAGGGCUCUGAGGCUGGGCUCGGCGAAGGACUCUCCGGGUGACAGGCCAUCCUUUUACACCCCCCACCCCCCACCCCGCCCUGUUUUCACCCUGGGAUCCUAGAACAAGCACAGGAACCCACAGGCCAGCUGCAGUGGGGCACGGGGACUUUUAGACAAGAGUUCCAGUUACUUUCUGCCAUCUUCUCUACCCUAGACAGAUUGGGACUUUUUAAGACUGCUGAGCUUGCACUGCUUCGUCCAGGAUGAGGUGCCGCCCACUGGAGGCGUGGCAGCUCACGUGGUAGAGCGCCUGCCUAGCAAGUGCAAAGCCCCGAGGUUCGACCCCACUACUGCCCCCCCCCCAAAAAAGUGAGGUCAAGUCCUUAACUUGGGGUAACACUAAGAUAGGGGCCAUGUUAGCACUCAUUAAUUUAACAAAUACUUGCAGGGGUUUUCGCGAACAAAGGGCUGUGUGGGAAAUAGGACUCAGUCUUGCCGGCCUUCUGGAACCUCAGGGUUUGUUCCCCAACACAGGCCAAGGCUUCUAGCCGUUGCUACAGGGCUAUCUCCCGGGUGUCUCUCUGACUCUGCCUUGAGAAUUCCUCCACUAUGUUCACGCCUUCAGUGUUGGUGCUUCCAUCAGCCUAUCUUUGGUCCACUUCUCUUUCUAUAUCCCCCAAAAUGUGCCAUCUACUCUGAUGUCCUCAAUUGCUGCUGAUAUGCUGGUGACCCCCAAAUAUAUAGCUCUAACCCCAACUUUUCUCAAUCUUUAGAUUUGCUUUUUUUUUUUUUUUUUUUACCCACUGGACAUCUCCAUGGACAUGUCCAUAUGGACUGAAAUUAUGUCCUAACCAAGUGUGUUCUUGAGUCCCUUUCCUGUGACCUUCAUUACACUUACACGGGCCUGCCAGCUAGAAACAUUUAUGGGCUUAAAUUCCUUCUAUAUCUUAUUAGGCAGCCUAUCACAUCCUCCCUAUCCAGUCUUUCUGGAAUUUAGCCCUUUCUCCCCUUUGCCUCUAAUUUACCGGAGCAUGGAGUUUGGAGUGAGGUUGGUCUGGGUUUAAGUUCCAGCCCCGCUACUUUUGGUUGUGUAAUAGGGGAGUCGUUUAACUCUCUCGAGCCUCAGUCCUCUCAUGUAAAAUGAUGAUAAUAAUACCUACCUCACAGGGUUGUUGUGAGGAUUUAAAAUAGAUAUUGUACGAAAAGUGCCUAGCACAGUGCCUGGCACACAAUGGAGUAGGUGCUCAAUAAAUGGUAGCUAUUAUUAUUAUUA
Molecule: messenger RNA, 4693 nt
Organism: Perognathus longimembris pacificus (Pacific pocket mouse)
Lineage: Eukaryota; Metazoa; Chordata; Mammalia; Rodentia; Heteromyidae
Gene: Dvl3
Product: dishevelled segment polarity protein 3
Exons: 15
Coding region: 305-2485 (726 amino acids)
Biological process (GO): intracellular signal transduction; canonical Wnt signaling pathway
Cellular component (GO): cytosol
Molecular function (GO): frizzled binding
Source: RefSeq, a predicted model, not a curated record